GUGGAACUCCAGCGAGCAAAGGAGCAGCUUAGAGCAGAACGAGAGGAGCUGAAGCGCGAGCGGGAGUCUCACCGAGAGAAGCACCAGGAGAAGAUCCAGGACCUGCACAUGCAGUUGCAUGCAGAGAGAAAGGCUCUGACAGAAGCUCAUGAUUCCAAUCAUACAGAGCACCAGCAACUGCUGGCCUGUGUGCGACAAGAGCUUGAAGAAGAGCGAAAGCAGCACUCGGAGAGUAAGGAAGGAACUAGAGGCCAGCUUCUGGAACAUGUCCGCCACAUCGGUACCCUUGAAGGGAAGGUCGCUGGCUUGAAUACGGAGGCUGACUUUCUCAAGGGUCGCAUAGCCGAGCUUCAGGACACCUUGAAGGAGUCAGAGGCACACAUGUUCAAGCAGUCCCAGGGGAUCUCCUCUUUGCGCAAAGACCUAGAGAAGGCAAAGGCCGAGUCUGGACACGCUCGAGCUGAGGGUGAAGAGAGGAAAGUUUCCGGACAGUUCGGAAAGAGCUGCAAGCGUCGGGUUGCAGUUGCAUUGGUUGGUGCCGGCCACUUCGCCAAAAAGGCACACCUCCCGUCCUUGAUCCUGGACAACAAAGACUGCUUUGAUCUGCGGGCGGUGUGGAGCAAAUCUGAAUCAUCGGCGAAAGACUUGUCCGGCCUGGCAGCCAGGCAUGGUCAUGUAAUUCCUCCAGUGCCUCUGUGGGGAGAUCGGGGCUGGAGUGAGAUCCUCGCAGGCAAGCUAGAACUGGAAUUAGUGGAUGUCGUCCUACCAAUUGCUGCGCAGCAUUCUUUCGUCAAGUCGGCAUUGUCGGCAGGCUUGGCAGUCGUGUCAGAAAAGCCUGUUGCGCCUGACGUCAGUCAAGCAGAGAGCCUUCUCGAGGCAUCGAGAGCAUCGAAAGCCUUUAGCAAUCUUAGCAGAUGGUUUGUCUGCGAGAACUGGAGAUUUGAGCCAGCUUUUCGCGUCGCCGAGUUGGCCAUCAGUUCCGGAUCCAUCGGACAGAUCCUCGCUUUCUCCGCUAGUUCCGUGACCUACAUGCCCCACGACGUGCCUUACAUGAAUCUUCAUUCCUGGCGAAUGCAAGAAGGUUCCAACUGGCUUGCGGAUGUAGCUGUGCACCUUGCCGCUGCAAUGCAUCUUCUGUUGGGUGACAUAGAUGUUGAGGGAGUUGUCAUGCGGCGCGUGAGGCCAGACAUUCGGCCGUUCGAUACAUUUGCAACAUCCCUUCGAGCGGGGUCUCUGCAAGCGAUACCGGGAGUCUGGCUCUUCUCCCUCAGUGCCCCAAGGUUUACCCCAAGCGAGAUCUCUGGAUUGUCAGAUUUGGAUCUGCGGAUUACUGGGACGAACGGAACACUCAGUGUCUCCAGAGCAAAGGUGGAACUCAGAGACAUGUCCGGACGGCUGGUGCAGAGCACUGCCGGCCUUGCAGGUCCUAGCGUCGCCUAUGCACUUCGUGAAGUGGCCAAUUCGGUUCUUGACUUGCAUCCUUCGGAGAACACUUCACCGGAAGCCAGCGAGGCAGCGAGUCUCGGUGUCCAUCGAAGGUUCGUGAAGGAGCUUAGAAUCGCCUUCCAGUCUGCACAGACCAGGACAUGGCCAUCAAGGCAACAGGCAGUUGCGAAGCUGAAGAUCCUGAUCUUCAGCCGGUGUGAGCAGCUGAAGAUCGACGCCAGGUAUGCUUCGGGAAAAGAGCUCCUAUCCAUGUUUGGGGAUGUGCAUGAGCCCAUCGUGGGGAGCGUUCCGGCCUCAGACGGUGGAUUGUGGUGGCUUUUCGGCGAGAUGGGCACCGCAAUAUGGCAAUGGCAAGGAAGUUAUGGCCGUCGAAACCUCCACCAGCCGCCGCCGCCAUGGCCGAAUCGCGAGCCGAUGGUCGUCUUCGCGGGGGUGGCGCUCCUCCUCUUGCCAGGCACUGCGCAGGACAUCCAAUGCGAGGUGCGCAGCUGUCUGCCGGAGGACACAACUCAAGAUCCUCCCAUAUGCUACAAGAAAACAGAAGUGACUCAGACGCUUGGAGCACAUUCCUUCGGUGAAUGUCCGUCGAAUACCCCUUAUUGUUCGACUUGCUUCGCUACCCUUCCAUGUGAGAGUCGCUGUCAAGCUGAUCCUGUGCUGAAGCGACCGCCAGGUGCUGAAUGCUACUAUGAUGAAGACUGUGAAGGCCCCUUUGCAAGGUGCUUGCAAAGGGUUUGUCGACGAGCGUUGCUCACGCACCAAGUUUGCGAUGCGGCCAACCCAAAUGACCUUUGCGUGACGGGCUCUCGGGUUUGCUUUCGCGGACGCUGCCUCGGCUUGAGCUCCGGGUCUCCUUGCAGUGCAAGGACUGACGGGCGAGACAUUGACUGCAACAUGGGCUGGUACUGUUUCCUUGGGGUCUGCACACCGCAACUCCCCUCAGGUCAUUCCUGCUCUGGCCUGCACGGCAACGAAUGCCUGAGCGGCUUUGGAUGCAACCUCGCGCUGGAGACGCCACGGUGCAUUCGGGAGUACAGCCUGGCGACGGGCUCCCGGAGCAGCUCCGGACGCCUCUGCAUGACGAACUACGUGGACCUGCGCAGACAGGAGUGUGCUGAGCUUCCCGAGAUUGAGCUGGAAGAUGGAAAACCUCGCGUGAGCGGACGCGGGUGCCGAGCAGACGCCGACUGUCCACGCUCUGACACCUCUUUCGGUGCUUGUGUCUGCAAGCAGUGGUGGGAAGGUUCCGAUCCGCCCGGCUACUGCGAGCUUUCCGUUUCACAGGCGUGGCGGCCUGCGUUCAAGAGAUUCUGGGAGGAAUCUGCAGCUUAUUGCCAUCACAACUGGUCGGAAGACCGCUGUGCUGCCGAGUUGAAGAUGGAGGAAGUCCAACGCUUGGCUGCGGAGCGGCUGACGCGUUGCAUAGAUGCGCUUGCUUCCGACUUGAUUGAGGUCCUGGCAGAGGUCCGUGCAGACGCGGCAGCAAUCUCUGCCGAUCCUACUGAGGUAGAGCCAUCACCUGACCAUGUGAGUUCUCCAGAACUUUCCGAGCCUGCAAGUGCAACUCAGAAAGGUGAAGAGCUGUGCACGGGAGUUGCUCACUACGUGGGUGCCCACUGGACUCUUCGCGUUUUCCAUCUGAGUCACUUGGAGACUGGGCAGCUCGACAAUCUCCAGCUGGGCUAUCCGGCUGCCCAUCACUGCUUGUGCUCCUUUCAAGCCUCGGCCGCCAUCGCGUUGAAGGCAAAAGCUUACGUUAAGCUGACACUACGCAAGAGUCGCCGUUCGCUGGAGCUGCCGUAUGCAGCUGAAAUGACACACGAGACUGUAGAUUCCCAGCGGGUGAGCGGAAAUAGCCGCGUCAAUCUAGGUGGCAGAGGCGGGAGGAAGGGUGCUCGCCCCGCUGCCGAAGAAAGCCGUUCCGACUUUGUGAAGCGCCAGCAUCAGGAGCGCGAAGCUCGGGAGCGCAGGAGGAUACGGGAAGCAGCUUCCAAAAAGAUCCAGGCUGUUUACCGUGGUCAUCGAUGUCGAGAACUCCAAGGAGCAGAAAAGCGUCAGGUCUUCGACAAACGAUGUGCCGACAUCAGUAAGGUCAGUGGCCUCAUGCCACCACCGCAAAAGGCAAAGUUUGUCUUUCACGCGCUCGUGCCGCUGAUGCGGCUCUUCGCCUUGUUCUUCAGGAGAAAGCAAGACGAGGCCAGGCUGUCGCAGCUGCUGGAGCUGCUGCAUUAUUCCGGUCAAGCAGAGGGCUGCAACAUUUUCCAAAUCCUUGCGGUGGAGGAGUCUGCACCCAAAGAUGUGACGCGGACCGGCGUGUUGGCUCUGGUAAGGAAGGUUUUGGCCGCACUGUUGGCCUGUCAAAGACUCAUGGAUGCAGCAAAGCUGCUCUUGACGAUUCAAAAGGCAAUCUUUUCACCCGGCCCUGAAUACAAGGCGCUCGGGAUCAAUUCAGGUGUAACAAUUGCAAGUUUGUUGAGACCAGAAAUUUUCCAGGUUUUGUCUCCGCUCUGCAUGUCUGAGCCAUUGCAGGUUGCGAACAUGGUCAAUUUGAUGUGCUCAGGCUUGGAUGCGAUCUCCCUGGCAACAGUCGAACAGUCGCUGCGCUGUCGCCAGGAAUUGCUGGCGCUUCUUCUGUCCACUCCGCAGAUUGGCGAGAGUCUCUGCGCGAGCGAGGAGAUGGCCAAGCCCAGCCUUGUGCUGUCGCUGCAACGUGUGUGCGGCUUGCUCGUCCACACCGCAGGGGUACUUGGAGCCGCAACAAAGAGGUCCGGCAGCCCCGCGCAUGUGCUGGACAACAUUGCCGUGAUCCUGGAGCGCUUUGCCCUCCAGCAUGACAGCAGCUUCUCUACCGGCUCUGCAGAGUUGUUGGCCUUCCUUCAGUGGCUCUCCUGGGCAAAG
Messenger RNA from Symbiodinium necroappetens, 4344 nucleotides. The record is from the annotation of a GenBank genome assembly. Lineage: Eukaryota; Dinophyceae; Suessiales; Symbiodiniaceae.